AUGUUGGGUGACAAAUCGCAGGUUGAUAAGCAUGUAUACCAUCUUCUUGCUAAAUGUUGUAAUCUAAAUGAAAGAAAGUCGAAGGCUCUUGAGAUUGCGAAGCUUUACCAUGGAGUGAAUGAGUUUGCUACGGCUAAAAGUUAUGUUGAAGGCUAUCUCCAAUCUAGACCAGACUCUGUGCCUGCCUAUUUGCUGUUGGCGAAAAUAAGUGAGGAUCUGGAUGACUUGUCGGCUGCAUUAUCAGCCUACAAGUCAGUGUGUUCAUUGUCUUCAUGCGACAAAGGAACAGUACUUCAUGCUUGUUCUUUAGCUUUAGAAUCAAAAGAAUUAUCAGAAGUUCAGUUCUGGGCUGAUAUGGCCGAAAGUAUGUUUCCAUCAGAAAAAAUAGCCUUUAUGUUGAAGGAAAGGGUUUUGAUCAGUAAGAAUGAUGAUUCUGAAUUGUUGAAACUCCUUAAGUCACAGCUGAAAAAAGAUGAAAGUGAUUCAGAAGUUUGUGUUCGGUUCUUGAACCUCCUUCACAAGUUACGACCAGCUACCAAUGUGUUUACACACUUGGUGCAAUGUAUCAAUGCUGGACAUCAUUUGGGUAUUGCCAGUUGGUUUUAUGAAUGUCUGAGUCUCGUAGAGCGUAUGGAUCAAAGUAGCGUAAAUAUCUCUUUGGACACGAAAUCUGUAUGCCUAAUCCGUGCAGUUUGUUUAAUGGAGCUAGUUCGUGUAACAGCACAAACUUCUUGUUUGUCUGACAUGCAUAAUUUGCUAAUGAAGCUGGAAUUAGUUGCUAAUGAACUCAGUAAAUCCAAAUCUAGGAUUCUGAAUGCUCUUCAGAGUUACGCUGUUAUAUGGCUUGAUUUUUACGGUGGUGUUUAUGCUGAACGUCGUCUGAUGGAUUCACCUACUGAGUCUGCAGAUAACUUUCAGCAUCUUCUGGUGUAUCACUUUUAUCAACGUGUUGUUAGUAACCAACGUCCUGAGAUUUUCCAUGGAUCUUCAAGUCUCUCUGCUUUGGUUUGGUCGCAUCUUCAUCGAGAAAGUUUCUCACUUCGUACUCAGGCGACCCAUCUAGUACACUUGUUUGCAUCUCUGCAUGACGACCUGAGACCUAACGAGCAAGGUGUAAACUUUCGUUCAUUGCCGUGGAAACAAUUGAUUAGUUGGGUUAAUGGCGAUCCAGUGAUUGACAGUUUUAAGUCCCAUGCAUCCAAUUUCAACAUAAAGGGAGAUUAUGUACCUGAUCUCUUUGAUGAAAAAGAAUCUAUUCUAGACUAUUUGCCCUCUGCUGAUUGUCUAAAUCUUAUAAUGUGGGUUUGUGCCCAACAGCUGUCGCUUCAGAAUUCGAGUUGUGAAGACUUUACUCUCAGUAUCCCCAGAUUAGAUUUUCUCUAUAAGUUGGUCACGAAGCUUUUCUCGAAGCUAGAGUUUUGUUGUACAUCUCCUGUUUUCGGCUCACCCGCAGAGUUCCAGUCACUUUCAAACGUAAGCGUUGACCAACUUUGUCAAAUUGAUAUAAUUGGAUUCAUGAUGAGCUGCUUUCUUCACAUCUCUAUUCGAAGUCUUUCUAAAGCCAAUUCAAAGUAUUCCCAACCUAUCUGUUCGCAUUUAUUGGUCAAACCAGCAACAGCAGGUACCGGACUAGACUUUCUUUGCUUACCUCUGUGUCUUAUUCCCACUGCACAACUUUCCACUUCCACGCAGCGGGCCUGGUGGUCUGCACUUGUCAAGCAAGUAUUUGAGUCUGGUUCACGUACCACGAUAGAUGAUGGAAAUCGUUCGUUACUCCGAUGUGGUCUCAACCAACUUCGACUUGUAUUCCAUUCGACUUGUUGUUUGAAUGGUGAAAGUGGUAUGAUGAGUCCACCUCUCUUAUUCCGCAUUGCCGGGGUCUCACUUAUUUAG
This is a messenger RNA of Heterobilharzia americana, 1893 nucleotides long. The record is from the annotation of a GenBank genome assembly. NCBI's taxonomy places the organism in Eukaryota, Metazoa, Platyhelminthes, Trematoda, Strigeidida, Schistosomatidae.